GGGGGUGGGGCUGCGCCGGCCUCUUCCCAGCCGGGCUGAAAGGAUUUGCGUAGCUGGCCUUGUCGGCCCUGAAAGCGCCCAGCGGGCGACCUGACCCCAGCUUUCCUAGCCGAAACGCGCGAAGGGAGUUGUUCCUAGCUCUCGUCGGUCCCCGGGUGCGCUUUUCCUUUCCAGACCUGGGCCCUUAGGUCCACCACCGCGGAAUCUGCUGCCGCCUAGAAACCCAGAUUCGAGUGUCCGGAGAGUAACCGGAAGUGCUGUCCCCAGGCCUAGGGGCGGCGCCGGUGGCUGCCAGGGUAAGCGCGGCCGGAACUAAUGGCUACCAAUGGCAGUUACUUUAUGCAGGAGAAACAAUGUAAGCAAAGAUGGAAGGAGGGGAGAGGAGAAUUGAUUGCUGUGAACAGUUCUGGACUAGAGACCUUUGGGAGCCAAAAGGAAGACAGUCUUGUCUUUCUUGUUUUGAUUGCUCUCUUCCUUCAGAAAUCAAAUCCUCAGCACCAAGAAGUGAAUGUUUUCUUCCGUAUGGAUUCUAGGUUUGGAAAUACCAACUAAGGAAUCAGUGUAUACCAUGCUGGAAACUUGUAGAGGCUCAUGACUAAAAGUCUUGAAACAGAUGUAUCUUCAAAUUCUUAUCAAGAAAAUGACUGUGAAGGCAAUGAUGGGUCACAAAGACCAGUGGAAAACUCCCUAGGAGAGAGCCAUAGAAAAUGUACACUUCAGAAGAGAGAUGUAACCAGAGAACUCAAAAAAGGAAAAUAUAUCAUAUGUGCCCUCAGAAGGGUAAAAAGAUUUUUAUUCAUGUCCAUGAGAUUACUCAAAUAGAUGAUCAAAUAUACCAGUGCCUUGAGUGCGAACAAAACUUCUGUGAAAACUUAGCUCUUAUUAUGUGUGAGAGAACCCAUACAGGGGAGAAAUCUUAUAGAUGUGAUAUGUGUGAGAAAACCUUUGUCCAAAGCUCAGAUCUUAUUUCACACCAGAGGAUCCACAAUUAUGAGAAACCUUAUAAAUGUAGCAAAUGUGAGAAGAGUUUUUGGCACCACUUAGCCCUUUCAGGACACCAGAGGACACAUGCAGGUAAAAAAUUCUAUACAUGUGACAUUUGUGGCAAGAAUUUUGGUCAGAGUUCUGAUCUGCUUGUCCACCAGCGAAGCCAUACUGGUGAGAAACCAUAUCUAUGUAGUGAGUGUGAUAAAUGCUUCAGCAGAAGUACAAACCUCAUAAGGCACCGAAGAACUCACACAGGUGAGAAACCAUUUAAGUGUCUAGAGUGUGAAAAGGCUUUUAGUGGGAAAUCAGAUCUUAUUAGCCACCAGAGAACUCAUACUGGUGAAAGACCCUACAAAUGUAAUAAAUGUGAGAAAAGUUACCGACACCGUUCAGCCUUCAUUGUACAUAAAAGAGUUCAUACUGGGGAGAAACCCUAUAAGUGUGGUGCCUGUGAGAAAUGCUUUGGCCAGAAAUCAGACCUUAUCGUGCACCAGAGAGUACACACAGGUGAGAAGCCGUAUAAAUGCUUGGAAUGUAUGAGAAGUUUUACUCGGAGUGCUAACCUAAUUAGGCACCAGGCAACUCACACUCAUACUUUUAAAUGCCUUGAAUAUGAGAAAAGUUUCAACUGUAGCUCAGAUCUUAUUGUGCAUCAGAGAAUUCACAUGGAAGAGAAACCACAUCAGUGGUCUACAUGUGAAAGUGGCUUCCUUCUAGGUAUGGACUUUGUUGCCCAACAGAAAAUGAGAACUCAGACAGAGGAGCUACAUUAUAAAUACAGUGUAUGUGACAAAAGCUUUCACCAGAGCUCAGCCCUUCUCCAACAUCAGACAGUACACAUUGGUGAAAAACCAUAUAUCUGUAAUGUGGGUGAGAAAGGUCUUGAGCUCAGCCCUCCCCAUGCAUCAGAAGCCUCACAAAUGUCUUGACCAGAUAAGAAGUUAUAAUAACCUAAAAUGUGUAUUUUCAUGUGAAAUAACUCAUUAAGAAUCCCAGGUAAAUCUCAGACUUUCCUCAGAGCUCAGAAUUCAGUGGGAACCAGAGAGCCUACAAUUGUAGGGAGUAUGAGAAAUGCUUUGCCCAGAGAGCUGCCCUAAUAAAACACCGUAACAGUCACUCCAAUGAGAAAACUCCACAAACUCCUGGAGUUUUGGAAAACUUUCAGUCUGAACUUGAAUUUGAUUGCUCACAAGAGGAUUCAUACAGGUGGGAACCCUUACAAAUGCAGUAAGUGUUAGAGAGCUUUCUAGCAGUGCUCAGCCCUCUUUGUUGUGAGAGAAUUCACUCUGGAGAACAACCUUUUCAAUGCCUUCAGUGUCAACAGUGCUUCAGACGAUAUGCAUAUCUCAUUGGAUCUCAGAAAACCCACCCUGGGGAGAAGUCCCAGCAAGCAUGAAAAAGGCUUCUAACAGAACUCUGACUUUCUUACUCAUCAGAGAAGCCAUACUGGUGAAAAAUUGUGUAUUUGUCUUGAGUGUGGCAAAAGCAUUAGUUGGAGAGCCUUAUUUGGGUUUGCACCCAAAAAAAGACCCAAUCUGAGGAAAGACUUUACAAGUGUCUGAAUGAGAAAGCUUGUCAAUGUCAGCUCUGUGGUAUAUCAGGGAACUCAUAAAAGUGAAAAACCCCAUAAAUACCUUGAGUCUGAAAAAAGCUUUGCUAAAAGCUCUUAAUUGGGCCACAAAGAACCCAUUCUGCAAAGAAGUUUGCUCCAGUGAGAGAUUUAAUUGUAGGUGAGAAUCUGUGUACAUAUAAUAUGUGUGAGAAGAACUGUUCUCAUAGUUAGUUGGCCAAUAUGGUAUAGAUGACUUUAAAUGGAAUCAGUAUGGAAAUAGUUCUUUUAGAUACCCAGAAGCUUGUUCUGGGAGAAGCUAGGACAGGUCAGAGUAGACCUGAUGGGUAACUCAGGUAAAGAUGCUUUUCUUUUAUCUGAACCACUUAAUUAUUGCUUUUACUUUCUAAAAAUUCAGAAAUCCAAUAAAGGAAAGGACUGUAACCUUGUGAUAGAAGGUGUGGCAUGUGUUACUGUUGGGGAAAAGGAGUAUAUUGACUUUGUCUCGGUUUAUUUUUAUUCUUAGCUAGAGUGGAACUAGUAUGUUGAUAGUAACAAGGGACUCUUUGCUGACAGUGAAAUGAACUAAGAAGCUAGGGAGUAGUUAUCCCCAAUCAAAACUCUCUCAGUAGUUUUCCUUUUGUAGGAUCAACUGCAUAAAGAAGCAGAAUACUCAGACUUUUACUUAGUGUGAGUUGAGAUAUAUCCUCAAAAGUUUCCUUUUCCCUAAAAUAUCUUUCAGGUUAUUACUGGUAUAUGAAAAUUUGAUUUUAGAGAUUCAUUUCUUUUUAACUCUUAAUACAAAUUCCAGGAUAAUGGUUGUGAUGUUGUUAGUAUUCAUAUUUUUGUGACUGUCAUCUCUUUCAGUGAUAGACAUCCAAGGUCAACUUCUAGUAAAAUGGCUAGGGGAAGACAAAAGUUUAGGCCUGAGUAGACAGAGUAACAAACACAUUAGUGAUGCAUUAUUAAUAAAGGAACAAGACCUUUUUUAAAUUUAAGUAUCCUGAUUCCAAAACUGACAUUCCUUUAUUCCAUUAUCCUGCUGUUUAUAACAAAUCAAGCCCCAUAAUGAUACAUCUUUCAUUUAUUUCAGUUCUGUCAAGGAAAGAGAAAAUGCCUUUUAAUCCCAGAGAAAGGAUUGCAAUCACCACAAUAUAAGGUAUAUAUUUGGCUUGGUAUGCAGGAUUCAAAAUGCUUGAAGGGAAGAGUAGUAGGUAGAUUCAUCAGAGGUUUAAGAAUAAGCAAGAACUUGUCUUCAGUUUAACAGGAUAAUUAUGAUUGUCUUUAACAUUUCCUAGAAAUACUAUAAUUAAUCUAGGGAUAUAUUAAUAGUCACUUCUCAGUUUUUUCUUCCCUCAAAAGACAUUCAAUGCAGAAUUCUAUAUUAUUUUGGACUCUGCAGACUGGUGAAUAAAUAUUUUGUUGCUAGUCUGAGUCCUCCAGUUUUGAUUUAAUUUAUCCUAACAGAUCCCUGAACUCCAGAGAAUUGGCAUUUGGAUUCAUGGAGUUGGCCAGUUGCCACACUGCUACCUUAUGUGUUGCUCUAAGCUUUGAUGCUAAUGACUGGUUGGUGAUCGUGAGAAUAUUAGAGCCAGUGACUAUAGCUCAUAGUAAUAAUAAUGAGUCUGAUUUUUUUUCUUCUAUUAGAAAACAGGUCCUGGAAAUUUAUUGAAUUGAUGGAUUUUAGUAAUUUUUAUAAAUAGCUCUUGUACCAUGAAAAGUUGCCCAGUGUGAUAAGACACAGAAGAUGUAUUUUUUCUCUUUGGUGAAAAUCAUGCCUAUCACUAGUAUAUGUUUGACAGUUGUAAUAUACUUAAAAAGUGUUGGGUGUAAGGCAUGGUGGUGAUGAAAAUUAGUCUUUAUGACUACUUGUUAGUCAUUAGAGAGAACUUGGAGAAGGGGACAAAGUUGUUAUCAUUAGUAGGGCAGUGAUUUGCCCCUUCUUUCAAUUAUUCUUAUUAGUUAAUUGUGUCUAGUCUUUAAGUAAAUUAACAAUGGACUAUCCCUCAAGCAGAGAAUUUUGGGGGUGUGAAACAAAUCUGAGAGAUUUUAACCAUGGGAGGAAAAGGUGUUGGCAUAAUUCAUAUAGCAUAACCUGAGGUUGGAGAGGACCACUUGGGAGCCUGUAAUCAAUACUAGAAGGUAACUUUUGGCAUGGAUGGAGGUUCCCCUGAAGCAGUGCCAACCUAAGUCUACCUCAGGUAAGUAGUUAGAAUAACUUUUUCAAGAUUUCAGACCAAACUAGAUAAUUUGUAUUCAUUUGAUGUAUUCUUAAGCUUUGUUUUUUUGGUUUUUUUUUUUGCCCUAAUUCUUAAAUAAACCUUUGUUCUGAAAAGCUCA
Carlito syrichta (Philippine tarsier) is the source of this 4876-nucleotide messenger RNA. RefSeq names its product zinc finger protein 322 (gene ZNF322). The coding region runs from base 708 to 1916 and encodes 402 amino acids. The transcript has 5 exons. Lineage: Eukaryota; Metazoa; Chordata; Mammalia; Primates; Tarsiidae. Gene Ontology annotation, biological process: regulation of transcription by RNA polymerase II. The record is from RefSeq and is a predicted model, not a curated record. Gene Ontology annotation, molecular function: DNA-binding transcription factor activity, RNA polymerase II-specific; RNA polymerase II cis-regulatory region sequence-specific DNA binding.